Messenger RNA from Talaromyces atroroseus, 1548 nucleotides. RefSeq lists its product as hypothetical. The record is from RefSeq and is a predicted model, not a curated record. Bases 1 to 1548 code for a protein of 515 amino acids. The transcript has 2 exons. Gene Ontology annotation, molecular function: protein binding. Lineage: Eukaryota; Fungi; Ascomycota; Eurotiomycetes; Eurotiales; Trichocomaceae.
AUGUCCGCGACGAUGCUUCAUCUCCCCGCAGAGAUCCUAGCGGAAAUUAUCCGCGCUGCGGUUGACAUCAUACCAGUCCGAGACUUGCUCAAGUUAAGAUUUUUAAAUGCCUUCUGUGCAAAGGAGGUCAUGGCGGUGCUGAUAGAAAGCCAGCGUCUUGAAGACGACGGCUUCGGUUUUGCAUACGAAGAUCGACAUGAAUACGACCCUUGCCGACGAGACUACAACGAAAAAUGGUGGUUGAGAUUUCCCGCACGCUAUAAGAGACAGUAUCUUCAUCGAAAGAUGCAGGAGCACCCAGCUAGGCGGUGUGUGUUUAGCACUUUCGUCCAAGGAGUACUCGAUGUACCACAUGAGCCACGUACAGUUGAGCAGGAGACGCUGCUAACUGACAAAUUGAUCGAUGCGUGGCUAUGCGGGAAAUUUGUUCGUGUCCGUGAUGUCCUGGAUCCUAGCCGCUAUGAAUCGUAUCAGGAGUGGUACUACGAGAUGCAUCAUGAUAGACCUGGGUUUAUUACUGCGCACUGGGAAGACUUUGAUAAAACCUUGCCUAUUGCUCUGGCGGCCAGUGCAAUCCGAAAUGGUAACUGUGUUGAGCUACAGGCGGUAAUUGAUCGCUACUCAGAGGAACUAAGAAAGGAACCGCAUAGCAUCAAUUUCUUGGAACGACAGAGUGAUCGACUUGGCGGAGUCUGCCCGCUAGAUGUUGCUGCUAAAUAUGGUUCUGGGGAUAUCAUUAAAGUCUUGCUUAGGAAUCAAUGUGGGAUUAGUUAUUUCUCUUACGCUUUCUACACCAGUGCUUUAUCAGUUGCUGCGCGAAGUGGGAAUAAAGAGGCGCUGAAGGUUUGGAUUGAUCACAUGAAAAACAUCAAUAACGACAUUACCAUUGAGCUACGCAGAGCUGUUAAUAACGCGACCAAGAUUGGAAAAUUCGAUAUGGUCAAAUUCAUUGAAGAGGAGUGCGGAUUCCAGUUUGACAACAGGGAGGUACUUUACGAUAGUUUCGUCGAUGCUAUCCAGUCAAGGAAGCUAGAUGUUGUGCAAAAGUUUCUUGAUCGAGGCGGUUUCGAUAUCAACAUGAAAACUCGGCGCAGACCUAAUGGGGCACUAUUUGCAGCCAUUUCAAGGACAAGGAGCCCAAAUUUAUCGAUUGUAUCGCUUCUUCUGGCUAACGGGGUCGAUUUAAAUGAUGUCCACGGGAGAACACAUCUUACACCACUUCAAACUGCUGUGAAGAUGCAGCAUUUUGAGUUGACGAAGCUCUUGAUAGAGCACGGAGCAAAUGCUCACACUCCGAUAUAUGAUCCUCAUAAAAAAACGAUGAUGCCUCUUUUGCAUGUAGCAAUCCAGAACAGAAGUACUCCUAUGGUUCGGCUUCUGCUGGCCCAGGGGUUGGAGAGAGAGUACACUUGGAAAGGGAAAAAGCACGAGGUCAAAGGAGAUCCAAAGGAGGGCUGUGGCUCUGAAGUUUGGUACCAAAUAGUUAAAUGGCACGGUAAGCAAGCCAUCUAUGAACAUGACGGCUAUGUGGUGGUCAUAGGGGGAUAG